AUGUCUGAUGAUAACAAUGAACCUAUGCCAGUUGUAAUUGAAGAAAAUCAUUCUGAUGUAAUUGAUCUUUGGAGAGAAGAUUAUGAGAUAUCUGAAAAUAAGACUAAGUUUAAAAUCAUGAAAAUAACCAAAAAAAAUGAAUUAAAAAAUCAACAUGUUUCUGGUAUAAAAGGUUCUGUUAAAACUGGAAAAAAAAUUGAGGUUUUUUUAUUAUGUUUUGAUACUAGUGAUGAUAAAAUUACUUAUGGUUGUAUUUCUGGUAGUAUUUUAAUUACAUCAGAAAAUAAGGAAAUGGUUGAAAAAAUUAGAGGUCAUCUUGAAGAAUUAGCUUUAUUGAAAUUACAUGAAACAAAUCCAAACUAUGAAUAUCAAAAAACAGUAAAUGAUUUUGUUUCUGAUCCUGAAGUUUAUGAAGCAAUAAUUGAAAAUUGGAUUGAGGAGUAUGGUAAAAAUAUUAAAGAUUCUUUAGAAAAAGAUAAUUAUUUUUUUGAAAUACGUACUUCUGAUAAUAUUAAAAUUUUUAUUUUAUUAUUUGUUCAAAAAAAUGAAAAAGAAUAUCGUUAUAUUAGUAUUGAUUUUAAAAUCAACAAAGAUAUUCUCGAUGAUUAUUUUUUUAUUUUGUUAGAAAAUAAUUGUAAAGAAUAUAAUUUUCAAAAUAAUUAUAUUAAAGAAACAAAAUAA
Messenger RNA from Scutellospora calospora, 681 nucleotides. Lineage: Eukaryota; Fungi; Glomeromycota; Glomeromycetes; Diversisporales; Gigasporaceae. The record is from the annotation of a GenBank genome assembly.